AUGGCCACCACCAAUCAGAAAGCAGCCUUCGCCUUCAAGAAGGCUGUGACGAUCCCCAGCACCCUUCCCCAACAGAGCCAACCCGGAGCCAGUCAUGAGUUGCUCAAGCUGCAGUCACAGUCACACCAACAUCUUGCCUUUUCACUCGCGGCAGCAGAACUGUCAGCAAGUACCCCUCAAAAAGAGGUCAAGCCCUCAGAAGUCUUCUCUGGCUUGGCUUUUGAUCGAGACUUUCUGCUUUGA
This is a messenger RNA of Penicillium taxi, 243 nucleotides long. RefSeq lists its product as uncharacterized. The transcript is spliced from 2 exons. The coding region runs from base 1 to 243 and encodes 80 amino acids. The record is from RefSeq and is a predicted model, not a curated record. Lineage: Eukaryota; Fungi; Ascomycota; Eurotiomycetes; Eurotiales; Aspergillaceae.